This is a messenger RNA of Saccharomyces kudriavzevii IFO 1802, 822 nucleotides long. RefSeq names its product Tir3p (gene TIR3). The coding region runs from base 1 to 822 and encodes 273 amino acids. The record is from RefSeq and is a predicted model, not a curated record. The transcript has a single exon. Gene Ontology annotation, cellular component: fungal-type vacuole; fungal-type cell wall. Gene Ontology annotation, molecular function: structural constituent of cell wall. Gene Ontology annotation, biological process: fungal-type cell wall organization. NCBI's taxonomy places the organism in Eukaryota, Fungi, Ascomycota, Saccharomycetes, Saccharomycetales, Saccharomycetaceae.
AUGUCUUUCACUAAAAUCACUGCUCUAUUAGCUGCUGCCGCUGCCUCCACUAAAUUGGUUUCUGCCAUUGGUCAAUAUGAAGUCGUUGAAUUCGACGCUAUUCUGGCUGAUGUCAAAGCAAACUUGGAACAAUACAUGUCUCUGGCCAUGGAUAAUCCAAAUUUUUCUCUACCAAGUGGUGUUUUAGAUGUUUACCAACAUAUGACCACUGCCACCGAUGAUUCUUACACUAGCUAUUUCACUGAAAUGGACUUUGCUCAGAUCACCACUGCCAUGGUACAGGUUCCAUGGUACUCUUCUAGAUUGGUACCCGAAAUCCUCUCUGCCAUGCAAAACGCCGGUAUUGAUAUUACUACUUUGGGUGGCACUGAUUCAGAAUCCGCUACUACUGAUGCAUCUUCAGCUUCUGGAACUUCCUCAGCUGCCGAAACUUCUUCAGCCUCCGAAUCCUCCUCAGCUGCUGCCUCUUCUUCAGCCUCCGAAUCCUCCUCAGCUGCUGCCUCUUCUUCAGCCUCCGAAUCCUCUUCAGCUGCCGCCUCUUCUUCAGCCUCUGGAUCCUCCUCAGCUGCAGCCUCUUCUUCAGCUUCCGAAUCGGCCAAGUCUUCUGCUGUUUCUUCUACCUCAUCCGCUAAGUCAUCUGUCGCUUCUUCUGCGUCCUCGAAGGCCUCUUCCUCUUCCGCCAAGGCCAGCUCCUCAGCAGAAAAGGCCACUAAUGGCUCCACUUCCGCUACUUCCAAGAAUGCUGGUGCCGUCAUGGACAUGGGCUUCUUCUCUGCUGGUGUCGGUGCCGCUAUCGCUGGUGCAGCCGCCAUGUUAUUAUGA